UGAGCCUUUCGCUGUGAUGCUGGAGCAGUGCUGAGAGCAGAGGGAUGCGCAACUGAACCUGAAAGCUCCUGACUCAGUACUGAGAGAGAAGCUUUAGAGAACUACAACACCUCCGAGCCGUCUUCUGAAGAAAAACACAAAAAGAGAGAGAGAUUUCUGUUAGAUACAAGUCAGUGGUUUCCUCUCAACAAGACAGAAUAGAAACUACACAGUGCACUCAUGCACUCCGAUGGAAGCUAGAGCCCAAAGAGAGGCACCGUGGUUCUCUUUCAGGUCCUCUUCUGGGAAUGGUGACGAACUGCUGGAAGCCGCCGUCUGAGAGUCUGCAGCCUUCUCUUAGUACAAGAUGCCUGUGAUGAAGGGCCUCCUUGCUCCACAAAACACCUUCCUGGAUACCAUUGCAAACCACUUUGAUGGAACUCACAGUAACUUCCUACUGGGAAACGCUCAGGGUCGCUAUGGCUACCCCAUCGUGUACUGCUCUGAUGGCUUUUGCGAGCUGACCGGCUUUGUUCGGACUGAGGUGAUGCAGAAAAUGUGCACCUGCAGCUUUCUCCACGGGGCCGAAACCAAUGAAAGUGUGAUCCAACAGGUAGACAAAGCUCUGGAGGGACAGCAGGAGUACCAGGGAGAAGUUUGCUUCUAUAAGAAAACUGGAAAUGCAUUUUGGUGCCUCCUGGAUAUCGUGCCAAUUAAAAAUGAGAAAGGUGAGGUGGUGCUGUUCCUGUUAUCCUUCAAAGACAUCAGUGAAUCCUAUGGGAAAAGCCAUCACUACGCCCAAGGAGAUGGUAUGUCAGACGCUGCUCACCAGAGCAGGAAAAGCAACCACUCACACUUUUCCCAAGCUCGAGAGAGGGGGAGGACUAUUCUGCACCACCUGACCAACCUGUUCACCAAGAGGGGCAAGAGGAAACUGACCAAUAGUGUGUUCCAGAAACCGUCUCUACCCGAGUACAAGGUUGCAGCAGUGAAGAAGUCACGUUUCAUCCUGCUGCACUACAGCAUCUCCAAGGCCUUAUGGGACUGGUUAAUCCUGCUGGCGACCUUCUACGUUGCUGUCACUGUGCCUUAUGACGUCUGCUUUGUCAGUCAUGACGAGGGCAGUGACCAUCACUCACCCGUCAGUCACAGCACGAUUGGCAGUGACAUAGCAGUGGAGAUGCUCUUCAUACUUGAUAUUAUUCUGAAUUUCCGCACCACCUAUGUGAGUCAGUCGGGUCAGGUAGUGUACGACGCCCGAUCCAUCUACCUCCAUUACUGCACCACCUGGUUCUUUGUGGAUCUGAUCGCAGCUUUGCCCUUCGACCUUCUCUAUGCUUUCAACAUCACAGUGACCUCCCUCGUACAUUUGUUGAAGACAGUUCGUCUGCUGCGUCUGCUGCGCCUGUUACAGAAACUGGACCGCUACUCCCAGUAUAGCGCCGUUGUCCUGACCCUGCUCAUGUCUGUGUUCGCUCUGCUGGCUCACUGGAUGGCUUGUGUCUGGUACGUCAUCGGACGCAAGGAGAUAGAGAGCAGUGACCCCGUUACCUGGGACAUAGGCUGGCUUCAGGAGUUGGGAAAGCGUCUGGAGAUGCCAUACAUCAACAGCACCAUGGGUGGUCCCACCAUGCCUAGCGCCUAUAUCGCCUCUCUCUACUUCACCCUCAGUAGCCUUACCAGUGUUGGUUUUGGCAAUGUGUGUGCCAAUACAGACGCCGAGAAAAUCUUCUCCAUCUGCAUAAUGCUCGUGGGUGCCCUGAUGCAUGCAGUGGUCUUCGGCAACGUAACAGCCAUCAUUCAGCGCAUGUACUCACGGCGCUCACUCUAUCACACCCGAAUGAAGGAUCUGAAGGACUUCAUCCGUGUGCAUCGGCUACCUCAACAGCUGAAGCAGAGGAUGCUGGAGUACUUUCAGGCCACCUGGUCAGUCAACAAUGGUAUCAACGCCAAUGAGUUGCUGCACGACUUCCCAGAUGAACUUCGAGCUGACAUUGCCAUGCAUCUGAACAAAGACAUCCUACAGCUUCCUGUGUUCGAACGGGCAAGCAGAGGGUGUCUGCGCUCCCUCUCCCUGCACAUCAAGACCUCCUUCUGUGCGCCAGGAGAAUACCUUAUCCGGCAUGGAGAUGCCCUACAAGCCAACUAUUUUGUCUGUUCAGGUUCCCUGGAAGUUUUGAAAGAUGGCAUGGUCCUAGCCAUCCUAGGCAAAGGAGACCUCAUUGGGGCUGAUCUCCCGGAACAUGAUCAGGUGAUCAAGACCAACGCAGACGUGAAGGCUCUGACCUACUGUGAUUUGCAGUACAUCAGUGUUAGGGCUUUGAGGGAUGUCCUUGGGCUGUACCCAGAGUACGGCAGUCGGUUCAGCUCUGACAUCCACCACAACCUCACCUACAACUUGAGAGAGGGCAGUGAAGCUGACGGAGUAACAAGGUUCCCAUGGACUCCCAGGUUGUCUCAGGGUCAAGUUUCUAUGGACCAUAAACUACCCUAUAUCAUUGAGGCAGAUGAUGCAGAAAAUGAAGAAGACAUGAGACACUCUCAGCAGAGGAGAGUGCCUCUGCUGCAGAGAAUGGGCAGCCCCGUUCGUCAGCCCUGCCUCAGCACCCUGUUAGGGGAGGAGCUCCGCCACAUCAACGCGCUCCGCCUCUGUCGGUCGCCUGUUCAAGGUGGUAGAGGCCGCAGCCUCUCUCCUCAGGCAUUCACCAAUGAGGAGAUCUCUCCGUCUCCUUUACCCAGUCUUAGCAGUGACAUGGGCUUGAAUCAUCGGCCUGCCAAGCUGCUCAUGCCAUCCUUGCCUUGUGUUAGUCCACUGAAUCUUAGCCCCAGGGUCGUGGAUGGAAUUGAGGACAAUGGACACACAUUUCAGUUUAAUGUAGAGCAGAGUGAAGAAAAGACUAAUGCAACAGAUCGGUUACAACUGAGUGCCAACCUGCUUUUGGAAACGGAGGAAGUGAGACAAAACGUAAGCAAAUUGAACAAAGAGGUGAACAACUUGAACCAAGAAGUAUCCAACCUCGCUAAGGAGCUCCAUGACAUGAUGCAUUACCUACAGUCUCACAUGGCCAUGAUCCAUUAUCCCUCUCCAGUUUCCUCAUAUUCCUAUGGCAUGCAGAUGGUUCCCAAUCCUAAUGUGACUGCUUCCAGCGACUGGAACCAGUCCCAUGUACCUUUAAAUAUAGCCACUGGGCUGCACCUCCACCAUGAAGCAAUUAGCCACCCUGCCAGAAAUGUGUGGGGCUGCACUGGGAUGCCCUCCCAAGGCAGAAGUCCCACCUUGCUGCACUCUUCUAGCCCUAUGUCAUCCUGUUUACACUUGUGCUGCUCUGACAGAGAAGGGGCUGCAGUUCACAGACUACAGAGCCAGUGUGGCCCCUUCCAAACCUCCAGAACAACGCCAAACUCUCCUUAUAUGACCCACUCUCAUGGCCAAGCAGGUCCAUCCCUCUUGAGCAUCAGUUCUGCCUUCAGUAGCUUCCCUGUGAUUUGUCAGGCUCCACAGGGGGCCUACAAUGCCUCCAUUCCCACAAUGAGCAACUCUCACUCCCUAUGUUCCCCAGUAAAUUCUGGCUACACCCAUCCCUCUCUGAGUGUUCAAAUCACCUCCGAUCCCACACAUAAUCAGGCCAGGUCCCAAACACCCAUCCAUUCCUCCAUCACUCCCACUGGCCAGCCACAGUAUCACACUGCCUUCAGCUCUCUCUCCCCCUCAGGAGUCCACACAUCAAUAUGCACAGGGCACAUCCCGAGCCAGCAGAGCUCUAUCAAUAGUCCCAGACAAAAUGACCCAGUAGGAUCCAGCUCUAACCACCACACGCAGGAAGCUGCAUGUUCUCUGUUGGGCCAGGUGACAGACAGAGACUGUAGAGCUUCACUGUAUCAAGAGAGGACAGACAUUAGUGAAUCACAGGACACGAGCUGCAGUAUUCCAACCACAGAAAUUCAACCAACUCUCUUGGACAUGGAGGGAAUUCAAAACCCCCUCUGAUGACAUCAGUAUCUUAUUGUGAUGAUAAUGGUAUUGUACCAUAUUGUACUAUUUAAAGGAAAGUUUCCAUUUAAUAAAAUCAUCUGUUCCUAAAUGCAUGAACAGCUGUUGAAACCCUA
This is a messenger RNA of Toxotes jaculatrix (banded archerfish), 4086 nucleotides long. RefSeq names its product potassium voltage-gated channel, subfamily H (eag-related), member 4a (gene kcnh4a). Gene Ontology annotation, cellular component: membrane. NCBI's taxonomy places the organism in Eukaryota, Metazoa, Chordata, Actinopteri, Toxotidae. Bases 347 to 3967 code for a protein of 1206 amino acids. The record is from RefSeq and is a predicted model, not a curated record. The transcript has 16 exons. Gene Ontology annotation, biological process: potassium ion transmembrane transport; regulation of membrane potential. Gene Ontology annotation, molecular function: voltage-gated potassium channel activity.